Cicer arietinum (chickpea) is the source of this 1871-nucleotide messenger RNA. RefSeq names its product aminomethyltransferase, mitochondrial. The record is from RefSeq and is a predicted model, not a curated record. Gene Ontology annotation, cellular component: mitochondrion; glycine cleavage complex. NCBI's taxonomy places the organism in Eukaryota, Viridiplantae, Streptophyta, Magnoliopsida, Fabales, Fabaceae. Gene Ontology annotation, biological process: glycine catabolic process. Gene Ontology annotation, molecular function: aminomethyltransferase activity; protein binding.
GCAUAUUAAUUUAUUUUAUUAUAUUAUAUUAUCACCAAAAUGAGGUGAAUGUCAAGUUUGUUCUCAAUCUCAUCUCACACCCACCAACUCCCUCUUUUUCUAUUUUAUUUAUAUUAAUUAAUAUAUUAUUUGUAUUUAUGUCCAAAAUCAACAGAUAAGCGAGUGUCUCUCUCUGGCUCGUGCAUUUCAUUUCAUAGAAACAAAUAUAUACAUAACAAAAACAGAGGCUUCCUUCUCAUUCUCAUUCUGCUCAUGCUCAUUUGAUUUGCUUCAUUUCCACACAAAACCAAUCUAAUUGUGUCAAUACUUUGCAUAGAAAAUGAGAGGGGGAUUGUGGCAACUUGGACAAUCAAUCACUCGCCGGCUCGCCAAUGGAGAUAAGAAGGCGGUUGCUCGACGAUGCUUCGCCACAGAAGCUGACCUGAAAAAGACAGUUCUUUAUGACUUCCAUGUUGCUAAUGGUGGUAAGAUGGUUCCAUUUGCUGGUUGGAGCAUGCCUAUCCAGUACAAGGACUCAAUCAUGGACUCAACCUUAAACUGUAGACAGAACGGUAGCCUUUUCGAUGUUUCACAUAUGUGUGGACUAAGUCUCAAGGGGAAGGAUGCUGUUACAUUCCUUGAGAAGCUAGUCAUUGCUGAUGUUGCUGCUCUUGCUCCCGGAACUGGGACGUUGACUGUUUUCACAAAUGAAAAGGGUGGAGCUAUUGAUGAUUCUGUGAUUACUAAGGUGACAGAUGAUCACAUAUACUUGGUUGUGAAUGCUGGAUGUAGAGAUAAAGAUUUGGCUCAUAUUGAGGAGCAUAUGAAGGCAUUCAAGGCCAAAGGUGGUGAUGUGUCCUGGCAUAUCCAUGAUGAGAGAUCUCUAAUUGCUCUUCAGGGUCCUCUUGCUGCCCCUGUUCUUCAACAUCUGACAAAAGAUGAUUUGAGCAAGCUAUACUUUGGGGAGUUCCGUGUGUUGGAUAUCAAUGGCUCGCAGUGCUUUCUCACACGCACAGGGUACACUGGGGAAGAUGGAUUUGAGAUCUCAGUUCCUUCAGAGAAUGGAGUAGAUCUUGCCAAGGCAUUACUGGAAAAAUCUGAAGGGAAAAUAAGAUUGACAGGACUAGGUGCUAGAGAUAGUCUUCGCCUCGAAGCUGGAUUGUGCUUAUACGGCAAUGACCUGGAACAGCAUAUUACACCUAUUGAGGCAGGACUGACAUGGGCUAUAGGAAAGCGGAGAAGAGCAGAAGGCGGUUUUCUUGGAGCUGAUGUUAUCCUGAAACAGCUCGGAGAUGGUCCUUUGAUCAGGCGUGUCGGUUUCAUUUCUUCGGGUCCACCUCCUAGAAGUCACAGUGAGAUUCAAGAUGAAGGAGGCAACAACAUUGGUGAAGUCACAAGUGGUGGAUUCAGUCCUUGUCUCAAGAAGAACAUAGCUAUGGGAUAUGUCAAAUCUGGUUUGCACAAGGCAGGUACCAAAGUUAAGAUCAUUAUAAGAGGAAAACCCAAUGAAGGAGUUGUCACAAAAAUGCCAUUUGUACCUACAAAAUACUAUAAGCCUUCAUAAUUCCCUUUCCAUUUCACCUCAUGACAUUUCCUUAUCACUUCCCUCUGUUCACUAAUUUUCCCACAAUCCAGAGUGUUACAUAAAUGUUAAUGUCAUUAUGGUUCUCUCGUCCAGUACAAGGCUUCUUCAUCUUGCUUAAUAACUCAAUUUCAUUUUGAACAUGUAUUGUUUGAAUUUGAUGUUAUCUUGAAAAUUUUCAAUAUUUUUCUUUGUUGGUAUUGCGCUAAAGUAAGUAGAACGAUCCAUUGUACUUCAUGAAACACAACUGCGAUGAGUCUCAUGUGCUAGUUUCUUCAAAAAAAUUAUCAACUGCUUGUUCUGCAUCAAA